Molecule: messenger RNA, 978 nt
Organism: Anopheles cruzii
Lineage: Eukaryota; Metazoa; Arthropoda; Insecta; Diptera; Culicidae
Gene: hbn
Product: retinal homeobox protein Rx3
Exons: 5
Coding region: 1-978 (325 amino acids)
Biological process (GO): regulation of transcription by RNA polymerase II
Molecular function (GO): RNA polymerase II transcription regulatory region sequence-specific DNA binding; DNA-binding transcription factor activity, RNA polymerase II-specific
Source: RefSeq, a predicted model, not a curated record
AUGUUGAAGAUGAUGUCAGGAGCCGUGCAUGCCGAACGCGUCAUUCGCCCGCCGCCUCAGAACAGCACGAUAUCGAAACCGAGGGCGGUCUACAGCAUAGAUCAGAUCCUGGGCAAUCAUCACCACACGCGAAGGAGUACUAGCACCGUGACCACUACCAAUAACAACAACAACAACAACAAUAGCAUCAGCGUUAACAAUAACAACAACGCAGACCAGGACAACCCGCUGAAACGCGAAGGCUCCCCGGUGCUCGAGCAUGGUGUGGACGUGGACAACGACGAUGAGCUACCGAUCAUCGGUGAUAUCGAUCCGUUGGACAACGAUCCGAACGAUCUGGGACGGCCGAGAAAAAUUCGCAGAUCUCGGACCACCUUCACCACCUACCAGUUGCACCAGCUCGAGCGGGCCUUCGAGAAAACGCAAUAUCCGGACGUGUUCACCCGCGAGGAGCUGGCCAUGCGGUUGGACCUGAGCGAGGCGAGAGUGCAGGUCUGGUUCCAGAAUCGUCGGGCAAAGUGGCGCAAACGGGAGAAAGCUAUGGGUCGGGACACAUCUGCCUUCCUCCAUCACGAACAAGGUAUGCCGGAGUUUCCACUGGCCCUGCCGCUGGCUCACAACCUGCCCCACCACCCGGCGCUGCCGGCCGAGUUUUGGCCACCGAACUUUGGGCUCCACCCGUCGCUGAUGCCGGCCGCCGCCACCCACACGCUGCUCCACCCGAGCGUGCUGCCCAACUACAAGAUCCCGAACUUCCACGCCAUCCUGUCGCAGUACAUGGGCCUGAACAGCCUGUUCGGCGCUACCGGGGGCUACCCGCAGAACCUGAGCGUCAACACGCGCAUCAGCCCCCAGCACAGCCCGAAGGAGAGCCCGACCCAGAACACGAGCAACAGCAGCGCGGCCAGCAACACCUCCAGCAUCAGCGUGGGGGGUAGCACCAACACCAGCAACGAGUGCCCGACGGUGGAGAAGUAA